UUGUCUUCCACAAGCAAUGUAGGGAGAAGCUGAGACUGGAGAGACUGAGCGAGCAUGAGAGCAACGGGGAGCGGCACACACUGACCCGAAUCCAGCCGAGUCAGGGGGGUGGCUGGCUGGCUGGCUGGCUGGCUGGGGUGGGGUUGGAAAUAAACCUGACACCAACAUAGGCGGCAAGGCACUGAUAGCAACAGCUAAGGCAUGCUAACUGGGCAACUCCGCUUAAAGGGACUAGGAGGAAAACACUGCAGCAGGUCUGGGCGGGUGCUUUUAUAUGUUUAUCAGCUGAAAAGAACGGUUCGGCGGAAACGUGUUGCUUUUUCAGACCGCAUUUUGAAAACGAAAAAAAAUAAUAACUGUUUAUUCUCUCGUGUUUUGACAAUGUACAGUUGCAUUGGAUAGUGUUGCUGGUUCUGUUAGAUGUGACAUAGCUCCUGUGAUUCCACCAGUGGGUCCGGAAUCUACUGUCAGCAGAUCUGGGUUUAUUUAGAUUACGUCGGAGACUGGCAGAUAGAGAUAGUUAAUAACAUAUUGUACUGUUCCUGAAGAGGACCGCUGGGUUAGAUAUCGCCCACUUUUCGGCUGUUUUGAAUGGGGGGCAAACAAAGCACUGCGGGGCGGUCCCGAGGAGGUUUUCCGGGCGUCUCCACAGACGAUAGCGCGGUUACCCCAGCGGCCCACUUCGGGCACUACCGGACGGGCGGCGCUAUGGGGCUGCGCAGCCGCUCGGCCAGCUCGGUUGCUGGCAUGGGAAUCGACCCCAGUGUUGCAGUGCCGUUCGGUUUUUACGCCACUCGCUCGACUGGUGAGUCAGACAGGACCGGCAGAGGCUCCGGGUCGGACUCCCGUGGUAACGGCUUCCAUGAGACAAGUAGCGGGCAUCACACAGAUGGAAUGCUGUAUCUUGGAUCCAGGGGGUCGCUAGCGGACGCGUUACCACUCCACAUCGCUCCUAGGUGGUUCAAUGCACACAGCGGUUUUAAGUGCCCCAUUUGCUGUAAGUCUGUAUCAUCCAAUGAGAUGGAGGUUCACUUUAUAAUGUGUCUCAACAAGCCCCGCCUCUCUUACAAUGAUGACGUGCUGAGUAAGGACGCUGGCGAGUGUGUGAUCUGUUUAGAUGAUCUGCAGCAGGGAGAUACAAUAGCCAGACUCCCCUGCCUCUGCAUUUACCAUAAAAGCUGUAUAGACUCCUGGUUUGAGAUAAACAGGUCUUGCCCAGAACACCCCUCUGACUGACCCAGGCUGGACAUCCCUUCAUUACUAUUACAGGGCACUUUAUGGACUUGGCCUAAACUUGCAUACCUGGAGAUCUGGACACAGAAACAACCAAAAAAUCAAUG
Polyodon spathula (Mississippi paddlefish) is the source of this 1340-nucleotide messenger RNA. RefSeq names its product E3 ubiquitin-protein ligase znrf1-like. The record is from RefSeq and is a predicted model, not a curated record. Lineage: Eukaryota; Metazoa; Chordata; Actinopteri; Acipenseriformes; Polyodontidae. The coding region runs from base 592 to 1236 and encodes 214 amino acids. The transcript has 5 exons.